Maniola jurtina (meadow brown) is the source of this 958-nucleotide messenger RNA. Its product is annotated as protein spaetzle-like. The coding region runs from base 186 to 893 and encodes 235 amino acids. Gene Ontology annotation, molecular function: Toll binding; growth factor activity. The transcript has 6 exons. NCBI's taxonomy places the organism in Eukaryota, Metazoa, Arthropoda, Insecta, Lepidoptera, Nymphalidae. Gene Ontology annotation, biological process: innate immune response; regulation of Toll signaling pathway; central nervous system formation. Gene Ontology annotation, cellular component: extracellular region. The record is from RefSeq and is a predicted model, not a curated record.
UAUCGACUUUACCAGUUGUCAUUUUGCGGCAGUACUAAACGCAUGUGUUCUUUGAAGACUUCAGUUUCGCCAUUUUACGUCUCAAGCAUGUAAAUAGAUACAAAAGUGGAGUGUGAUAAUGAUUUUAAUAUCGUGAAUUACUCAAGUGUAUAUGUGGACGGAAUAUGGUAAUAAACCAAUAAGAUAUGGCCUGCAUUCUUCGUUGCAUUCUCUGGGUUUCACUGUUUCAGUUAUCGACACAUGCGACUGAGAUGGCGGAGGGCAGGUCGGUGCGGGAGGGCGAGAGGGCCGCCAACCAGAAGUCCAACGGUUCGUACAAAAUCCUGAAUAGACUUGUGAAGCCUUUUGUCAGUAAACGAGUGGAGGACAGGUUCGUGUUUCCCGGAGAGUACCAGAAACCUGAAGUUUUUGAGAAGCCAGUGAUUCCUGAAGAAUGCAAGGAAAUCGGCAUUUGCGAAGACAUCCCCAAUUAUCCCGAAGAACUCGUUGAUAACUUGAUUCAUGAACUCGUGAGACAGAACAGGACGAGGUUCAACAAGGAUAUGUUGGAAGUUCCUCAAAUAGCCCAAAGGAUAGGCCCCGAGGAUGAUAACAUUGAACUCUGUGACACGGUAGAGAAGUUGUAUGCCCCGCGGGCAGCGCAAGAUAGUAAUAUGGAGUGGCAUGUGAUAGUCAAUGACAAGAAGAAGCCUCAGCAAACGUUUCGAGUUGAAAUAUGCAAGGCCAAAGAAUCACCGUGCUCAUCAAUAGCGUACUUUCAGAAUGGAUACAAGGCGAGAUGUGUCCAAAAAUUUAUGUUAAGAAAUAUGUUAGCUAUUAACGACCAGAAAGUAGUGGUCGAGAAGGCGUUCCAAGUGCCCAGCUGCUGCUCCUGCAUCGCCAGACAGACGUGACUUGGGCAACGAGUGCCAACUUUGUAUCAUAUUGUAUAUGUAAUAUAAUAAAUUACGUUAAAGAA